This is a messenger RNA of Epithele typhae, 570 nucleotides long. Its product is annotated as DSPc-domain-containing protein. The coding region runs from base 1 to 570 and encodes 189 amino acids. Gene Ontology annotation, biological process: negative regulation of MAPK cascade; protein dephosphorylation. NCBI's taxonomy places the organism in Eukaryota, Fungi, Basidiomycota, Agaricomycetes, Polyporales, Epitheliaceae. The transcript is spliced from 2 exons. Gene Ontology annotation, molecular function: protein tyrosine/threonine phosphatase activity; MAP kinase tyrosine/serine/threonine phosphatase activity. Gene Ontology annotation, cellular component: cytoplasm. The record is from RefSeq and is a predicted model, not a curated record.
AUGAUCCGGUUCGACAACAUGGCCCCGGAGGUGAUGCAGGCGAUGUGCACCCCCAUGCACCUCAUCCUCCCCGCGUCCCCCGCGCAGCAUACCGGCGCGCUCUUCCUCGGGUCCUUCUCCGCCAUCCUCGACCCCUCCCUGCUCUCCGCCAGCCACAUCCAGGCUCUCGUCCAGGUGCUCGACGCGCCUUGGCUCCCCUCCGUCGACGCCCAUGCCGCGCAGGGCAACAAGCUCGAGUGCUACCGCCUUGACAUCCUCGACUCCACUUCCGCCGACCUCCGUCCGCACCUGGAGGCCACCGUGCGCUGGAUCGAUGACCGCCUCCGACGAGGGGUCAAUGUGCUCGUGCACUGUCAGCAGGGCAUCUCGCGCUCGGCGGCGGUCGUGAUUGGAUACCUGAUCUACACCCACAACAUGUCCUACGACUCCGCGUUCGACCUCGUGAAGCGCAAGCGGGCGUGCAUCAAGCCCAACUCGGGUUUCGUCCGCGCCCUUCAGGACUGGGAGCAGCAGUGGCGCCUCGCCUCCCAGCGCCCGGGCGUGCGCCGUGCGAGCACCACACCCGCAUGA